This is a messenger RNA of Brassica rapa (field mustard), 4881 nucleotides long. Its product is annotated as homeobox-leucine zipper protein MERISTEM L1. Gene Ontology annotation, molecular function: lipid binding; DNA binding; DNA-binding transcription factor activity, RNA polymerase II-specific. The record is from RefSeq and is a predicted model, not a curated record. Gene Ontology annotation, biological process: regulation of DNA-templated transcription. NCBI's taxonomy places the organism in Eukaryota, Viridiplantae, Streptophyta, Magnoliopsida, Brassicales, Brassicaceae.
UGGUGCAAUAUCAAACCUUGAUGUAGGGGUCAACUUUGCUAAAUACGAUUACUGUGGUUUUCCGAACAUAUAAUCAUACGUACUACUAUAAACUAGGGCAUUUUCAACUGUAAACAAAAACUCGAACUGGAGAACGAAAAUUCACCUUUCGAAAGAACGAUCGUCAUGUCAAAUCUCAAACUUUUCAACAAAAGUUCAACCUUUUCUAUAUAAGACAAAUGUCAACUAACCUUUUUCCUCCAAACCAAGAGAUUGUGGGUUGCUAAUAUUUAAUACUCCAUAUAAAUAUCAAUAUCAUAUUACAUGUAUAUAUGCAGGGCUGUACGUGACAGAAACAUAAGACCCUAAGUUAUUAAAUAUGUUGGGAGCUUUAUUAUCUAAUCUAUUAAAAUAGAAGUACAAAAAUAAAAUAUGCAUGCCACUAAAAAUAUUACUCCAAAAUCAAAUUUCUAAAUAAGAAGUUAUGGCAACAAUAAUUAAUAAAACUUUUAUUAUUCUGUCUUUUCCUAUUUUAUUAGAUAUAUGUGUGUUUGGAAAUAAAUGUAUUUUGUAAUUAAAUAUAUACAUUCUAUGGUAACUAUUUUACUAAUUCCAUAAAUACAUAAUAAAUGGGAUAUACAACAAUUUUAUUAUACGUUAUCGUAAAAUUUUGAUCCGUAAAAAUUAGUAUAUCAGCACUUUUAUUUUACAUUAUCAUAAAAUUUUGAUCCAUAAAAAAUAAAAAAUAUAUUUGUGUGAAUAUACAUGUCAUAUUCUAAAAAUAUUGAUGAUCUAGUUGAUGGUUUACAAAAUAAAAUAAAAUUACUCAAUAUAAAAUAUAAAAUUAUUGUGUUUUGUCAUAUUAAAUAAUUAUUUAAGCGGAUAAUUUUUAAAAUAUAUAUUAUCACUUAUACAAGUAAAUAUUUAUUUAUAAAAAAUAAAAAAAUCAAGCACUAGCAGAUUUUCUUAUAUAUGCAGUUUUCCAUUUUCCUUUUUGAAAAUGUGUUCUAUGAAAAAUAUUAUGUUUGUAUAUGUGUGUGAGAGAAUUUGUAAAAGUGAAUCUUGUCAGCACCUUGUCAAAUUAAGAUUAAUUUUCUUAUUUAUAAUCGUGGUGUCGUGAAUUGAUUAGUUGUUUUUAUAAUAAUCGAUGUUAUUAUGGAUAUCGAAACUUUAAACUAUUCAAUUUAACUUGCACCAACCAUAAAAAAUUUCUCUGAGAUAAAAUGUAUAAUUAAGACCCAGGAAUGAGUCUAGUCGUACAGUGUUCUUGCUGUACUACUUAACCUCGUCCCUAAUGAACUACUAUGAAAUAAGCUAACACUAAUGAAUACCUGCAGGUUAUUUCGAUUAAAUUUAAUUAAGACCAAGCAUUAUGCUAAUCUAUAAAAAAAUUCAAGGAAUCGGAAUCUCAUGAUGCAUUAUUGACUGACUUAUUUACACUAUUAAUUAGUGAGUGUGUAAACUAUACAAAGCGGUUAUAUGUCCAUAUGUUUUCUUGGACAUAUAUGUAAUCAAUGAGCAAUAUGCACAAAUCUGAUAUAGUACACAUAACAAUAUAACUAUAACCAUGAACCCAUAUAAUAAGUUAAUAAUCCUGCAAUGGUGAUCAUUAAAAAAAUAGUCAUCCUCUAUUGUUUUCCUCACCCUACGAGAAACCGUGAGGUCAAAGAUAAACAGUGAAGUCUUCUGUUAAUUUCUGAAAAUUGAUGAACUGAACUCUCUCUAACUCUCUCUCUCUAGAAAAAUAUAAGUAGGAGUAAGAAUUUUCUCUCGCUAAAAGCAUUAAUGGACCUUUCGAUAAUCAUAAAUGCAUUGCACCCUCUCUAUGCAUUUUGCAAUAACUGCGUUCCCUUCUGCCACAUCCUAACGUCACCCCUUUCUCUUCUUCCUCCUCUCCUUGGUUCCUUCUUCAGCAAAUUCUCCAUUUGUUUAUUGAAAGAUAAUUCUCAAUUUGUUUCUUUAAUUACAAAAAUUCUCCCAUGAUUAUCCUUUCUGAAUCAUAACAUCUUGCUGGUUUUAAGAGAAUCGUUUGAUAACCACCGGUUAUGUCUUGGCUGGGAUAUAAACCGGUGCUCUUUUGAUUUUCUCAUAUCUCCAAGUCCGUCUGUUUUUCUCCACAAGAAUAUAUUUAAAAACUAGGACAGACUCCGCAGCUAGGGUUUCACUGUGUGUCCAAAGAAUUGUAAGGAAAUCAAAAGCUCAAGAAAACUCCAAAACUGAUAUAGGGAUCAAUACUCAUCAUGUAUCAUCCAAACAUGUUCGAGUCUCAUCAACAUAUGUUCGAUAUGACCCCAAAAGAGUCCGGCAACGACUUGGGUCUUACGGGGAGCCGAGAAGACGAUUUCGAGACCAAGUCUGGAGCUGAAGUCACCAUGGAGAAUCUUUUAGAAGAAGAGCUUCAAGAUCCUAAUCAGCGCCCCAACAAAAAGAAGCGUUACCACCGACACACGCAACGCCAGAUUCAAGAGCUUGAAUCGUUCUUUAAGGAGUGUCCUCAUCCUGACGAUAAGCAAAGAAAAGAGCUGAGCCGAGAGCUAAACUUAGAACCUCUUCAAAUCAAGUUUUGGUUCCAAAACAAGCGCACCCAAAUGAAGGCACAACAUGAGAGGCACGAUAACUCGAUUCUGAAAGCAGAUAACGACAAGCUCAGAGCAGAGAACAAUAGGUACAAGGAUGCACUAAGCAACGCAACAUGCCCAAACUGUGGUGGUCCUGCUGCUAUAGGAGAAAUGUCAUUCGAUGAACAGCAUCUAAGGAUUGAAAACGCACGGCUACGUGAAGAAAUCGAUAGAAUCUCCUCCAUAGCUGCUAAAUACGUAGGGAAGCCAUUGUUACCUCAUUCCUCACCUUCCACUCAGCUUACUUCUUCACACUACAUUCCCUCACGCUCCCUUGGUCUUGAAGUUGGUAACUUUGGCACUAAUCACCAGACAAGUUUCGUAGGAGAAAUGCAUGGGACAAGCGACAUUAUGAGGUCGGUUUCUAUCCCUUGCGAGGCUGAUAAGCCUAUGAUUGUUGAGUUAGCGGUUGCAGCCUUGGAAGAGCUUGUGACAAUGGCUCAAACUGGUGAUCCCUUGUGGGGUUUAAAUGAUAAUUUGGGUGAGAUUCUCAACGAAGAAGAGUAUUUUAGAAUGUUCCCUAGAGGUAUUGGACCGAAGCCUAUUGGUUUUAGAUCAGAAGCUUCAAGAGAGUCUACAGUCGUUAUCAUGAAUCAUAUCAAUCUCGUUGAGAUAUUAAUGAACGUGAACCAAUAUUCUAGUGUGUUUUGUGGGAUUGUAUCGAGAGCGUUGACGCUAGAAGUUCUAUCAACUGGCAUCGCAGGGAACUACAAUGGGGCACUACAAGUGAUGACAGCUGAGUUCCAAGUCCCAUCACCGCUUGUCCCAACACGUGAGAACUACUUUUUGAGGUACUGUAAGCAGCAUGGAGACAAUACUUGGGCGGUUGUUGAUGUCUCUUUAGACAACCUACGACCGAGUCCGAUCACUAGAAGUAGAAGAAGACCCUCUGGUUGUCUGAUUCAAGAAUUGCAAAAUGGCUACUCUAAGGUGACAUGGGUAGAGCAUAUGGAGGUGGAUGAUAGAUCAGUUCACACCAUGUAUAAACCAUUGGUUAAUACCGGUUUAGCUUUUGGUGCGAAACGUUGGGUGGCUACACUUGACCGCCAAUGCGAGCGGCUAGCUAGCUCCAUGGCCAGCAACAUUCCAACCGGUGAUCUUUCCGUGAUAACAAGUCCUGAGGGGAGGAAGAGCAUGUUGAAACUAGCAGAGAGGAUGGUGAUGAGCUUCUUUAGCGGAGUAGGCGCGUCUACUGCACACGCAUGGACGACAUUAGCCACCACAGGAUCCGACGAUGUCCGGGUCAUGACCCGGAAGAGCAUGGAUGAUCCAGGGAGACCUCCGGGUAUCGUCUUGAGCGCGGCUACUUCGUUUUGGAUCCCAGUGGCACCUAAACGAGUGUUUGAUUUUCUCAGAGACGAAAACUCUAGAAGCGAGUGGGACAUACUUUCAAACGGAGGCUUGGUUCAAAAAAUGGCUCAUAUAGCAAAUGGUCGGGAUCCUGGGAACUCUAUCUCCUUGCUACGAGUCAAUGACACGAACUCAGGACCGAGUAACAUGUUGAUCUUACAAGAAAGUUGUACGGACGUGUCAGGAUCGUAUGUGAUAUACGCACCAGUCGAUAUGACGGCUAUGGACGUUGUCCUUAGCGGUGGAGAUCCAGAUUACGUGGCUUUGUUACCAUCCGGGUUUGCUAUAUUGCCUGAUGGUGGAGAAGGAGGAAAUGCUAGUGCCGGAGCUGAAGGAGGAGGAAAUAAUCGUGUGGUGGUUAAUGCCGGUUCACUACUAACCGUAGCGUUUCAGAUAAUUGUUGACUCUGUUCCAACCGCUAAACUCUCUCUAGGGUCAGUGGCUACAGUCAAUAGUCUGAUCAAAUGCACCGUCGAGCGGAUCAAAGGUGCGCUGGCAUGCAAUGCGACGGAGCUUGAUCCAAGUUAUUCAUUGAAGGGAGGUUUAGGAGUUUUUUAAUGGUAAUAUUUGUGUUCUUGUUCUAAUAGUCGUGUGAGAUUCUCCAAAGGAAGUCAAGAACGCACCAUUUUGCGUUUAACCUCAUUGCGCGUUUGUUUACGGGUGGGCCAAGAAGAGGUUUGAGAAAGAAAGGGUAAAGAGGUUCGGGUAUUGACUUCUGCUGGAAACCAAAAAGAAAAAGAAACGGUUGUUGUGGUUCAGGCGGUUUAGUGUUUUGCGUUUUCUCUGUUAUUUAUUUUAUUAUUCACUAGCGAAACAUGUUAGCGUUUUUGCGUAUUGCGUCUACUUUCAAAGUGUACGCUGCUACUCUUUGUUAUUAUUAAGCCAAUCUUGUAGUACUGGUGUUAUAAGAUUGUUUAUGAAACUGUGUUUAUUA